AAAAAAAUUAAAACAGAAAACAGAUUGGAAAUAAUUUUUAUUUUAUGUCAUUUAUAGCAGAGAAUUAGACAAUAAACACAAUCACACUUCAUAAGAAAAAUCUUUCAAGAAUGUCUCGAGAUCCUGAUUAUUACCAGACUGUAUCACUGAAACUGUCAGAGGUGCUCAAUGAUAUUGGUGUCAAUGAGAGAAUGAUUCUGAAGAGGAGGAGGAUGUACUUGUUGUGGGAAACUAUGGAGACUAGUACAUACAGAUUGCUGGGCACUAACAUGUCCUUAUAUCGUUUUGGUAGCCAGUCUGAAGGGUCUACAACAAUAGGACUCCGGUCAGACAAUGAUACACUCGUCUGCCAAAGUGAGAGUAAUGUUAUACAGGACUGGAGUCAGUGGCAACCUGGCAAGCUCAAUGUACUGAUGAUACAGGAUGAGACCACAUCACCAGGUUACUGUCUACUACAAUGGCUGAGGAAUGAUGAGCCUCUUCCUCUUCCAAUUCAUCAUAUACCAAACAGCAAGCUUACAGUUAGCAGAGGUAAAGUGCUGCUGAAGAACACAUUAUUGAGAGAAAUUGCUGCUAUAGAAGGACGUGUAAUAAAUGGUCCUGCUGCAUCAAGGCAAGGAAGGCCAGGUAUUGCUGAUCAAGAUCAUGUUCUAGCAUUCCACUGUAAAUCAUGGCCUGCAGAAGCCCAACCAUGGCUAGAAAAACAAGGCAUAGGAAGAUGGCCUACAGAAGACAUGAAGAGAUAUUGUGAGACUACAGGAUGUUUUGUUGUACCAGUGAGCAGUAAAAAUGGCCAGAAUGAAGAACUUGAAUGGAGAAUAUCUACUUCUCAUGCUCAAAGAUGUCUCAUGUUCAGUCUAAACAUCACAAAAUUAAGAUGUUAUAUCCUCAUGAAGAUGAUUCUUAAAACAUUCAUAAAUCCUCAGUGUGAUGGUGUCCUUUCAAGCUUCAUGUGCAAAACUGUUUUAUUUCAUUGCAUACAAAAUACAAAUUCAAAUAACUGGGUGCAAUCUAACUUACUCCCAUGUUUGAUGUGCUGCCUUACAGUAUUGCAGAACUUUGUAAGACAAGAAAACUGUCCACAUUUUGUAAUACCUGAAAACAACCUGAUGGCUGGAAGAAUUUCUCCUCAUAACAAAGUCAGAGUUUUUGAAAUCCUACAAAAGAUCAUACAAAGUAAGGGUCGUGCAUUGCUGGAGAUUCCCUUUGAUGACCUUGGAACGAGACUUCAACUGAAGAUAAAUAUGGGUGAAGCUUUUCAGUAUCAUGGAACUCCAGCCCAAAUGUUUGCUGAAAUUUCAUCACUGCUGCUAUAUAAUAUUAUCAGUGACAUAAGUAGAAAUCACAAGCUCCUUUUAGAAUCAAUGCAUGAUGGAAAUGAAAUGGUGUAUAAGAGGUUAUCAGACUUUACAUUAACACUAACAAGAAUGUACAGAGCAAUGGGUUUUAACAGUUUGGAAAAAUCUGCAGUAAGGCUUUUAACACCUCUGCUUCCAUCUUCCUUAGGAUCUGUGAUAGCAUCUCAUGACAUUUACACUACUGGCAGUAUAUCACCAGAAGCACUGGACUGGUUUUCAGUUGGUUUGAACUCAGAUGUGUCAUCUGGUGGGUUGAAAUUAGCAUCUGCAUUAUACUGUGUAGGAGAUAUGGAAAGAGCCGAGUUUGUUCUGAGGAAUACAGAAGAAAAGUAUGAUCUGAAUACUACUGAACCUGUAUGUGCAUGUUAUGAUCAUCCCGUGAAUUACCCAAGGCCAGGAUUCAUGCAUAAAUGUAACACUGGAAAUGAAGAAGUGAUAAAACAUAUAACAGCAUUUUGUGUUAGAUUUCUGCGGUGUGAAAUCUGCUGUGUUCCUAAAGAGCUACAGUAUGAAAUGUUUAGAUCUACACAAGAGGAAAGGCUUGAAAGGGAUGAAAUAUCUGACUUUUGGAUGGACUGGGCAGUGGUAGAUUCUCUACCUUACCUGUACUUUCUACAGUACAAAACGUACGGAGCUCUUCAUAGAAUGGCAGACCAACAAUGUGCACUUGCAAACCUUGUCACUUCCAUUGAAACAGAACAAACCCUAACUCACAGGGAAACUGCACUGAACUUACUGGGACAGUGUAUGGAACAGGAAAACCAACAUAUUGAUGCUUUACGAUGCUACAUGAUAUCUCUAAAUAUCCGAGCAAGAAGCAAUGCUGCAAAUUUUCUUAUAUGUAGACUUAUUUAUGUGUUGUUUAACAUGCAGGAACCUGCACCAAACUGAACAGGGUAUUGAAGAAAAUCGAGUACCUAUAUGAAGCUUCUGGGACCUACAAUACACACUAUUAGAGCUCCAGAUAAGAUAAGGUUUUGUGCAAUUAGUAAUGGUACUACCAGAUUUUCUGUGAAAUUCGUAACGGUACUACCCGAUAUUUUUUCUAAUUAGUAACCUGGUACUACCUGGUAUUUUGUGAAAUUAGUAAUGGUAGUUCCAGAUAACAGACAAAAAUAAGCAUAAGUCAUAUCAUCGGUGAACAGUAUCUCACUCGAAUAAAAACUGAAAGUAAAACUGUGUAAACUAAAAUUACAUAUAUUCAAAUCAAUUCAUCGAUGGAAGUCAGUUAGAUUUAACAUAAUCUUUUACCAUUUAUGACAAAAAAUGUGUACAAUAUUCCAAUUAAUCACACGGUUACAGGGGUGUAAAAUUCCACUCGCCCGCUAGCAUUGGCAAGUUAAAGUCUGUAUAGGACGAGUGGACCUCACUGUAUACUCGACCGACCGGGCGAGUGGUUUUUACGUCCAAACUUUACAAAAAUCCAGAAAUUACAUCUCCAAAAACGUCAACAAACUUUGAGAUGGUUCAGUCGCUACCUGGAUUGACAUUUACCCGCGAAUCGUAAAGAUAUCAAAACGUCAUGCCGGUAUUUUUCCAUUCCACAACAAGCACGUGCGACCUACCGUAAUAUCUAGUUUACAUCAACACGUACACAAAAACCGUGCGUAGUGCAUUCAUUUUUUAGCGUUUUUGCUUCAAUUUUUCAAUACCCCUUGAGAAAUUUGAAUUCUAUAACGAUUUUAAUAAGAUAUCGACAGAAAUGUAGGCAAAAUUCUAUAAAAACGGUCGAAUUUUCAUUUAAUCAUUUGUAAAGUUUCAAACAGCACAAUCUUAAUUACUUAUUUCUUUCUAAAAGUAAAUAAAUGAUGAAUACUCAGGACAUAAAAUUCAGACCUUUGACCAGAAAGUACAAAAAACAGAAUGAAAAAAUCUUAAAUAAUGAAAAAGCGUCAGCAAUUACAAUACAUGGAGUAAAACGAUUUUUGGCAAACAGAUUUCUGUUAGUGCGGCAGAAUAGGUUAUGUGACCUCGUGAACGUAAACAGAAAUGCGAUUUUAAAAUAAAGCAAUAUGAUGUCGUUGCGGUUUUUAAUAAGUUUUAAAUGAAUCUUUGUACAUGUAUUUUUUGACACGACAAUUUAAAAAAAUUUCUUGUCAAACAAUAAUGUAAAUUCCUUGAGGGCAAAUAGGUCACAGAGGUAGGAUAUCCACUAUUAUCGUUUGAGAUUUUUUUUACCUUUUUAUACGGGAUAUAGCACAUUCGCUUUUAAUAACAAAUUAAAGAAGAAACUUUUUUAUUGAUUUCUAUUUCUCAACAAUUUUAAGAACCGAGGCGGUACGAUCAGACAGUGACGUGUCACAUGGCGCAAAAACAUGACGUAAUGCCAUGACAAUCUCGAGCAAAAAUACCGCUUUGAUAUCCACUUCAGAUGUCAAGAUACCGACUCACUUCUUUUAGCUCUUUGAGGGGGUGUAAACUGAUAAUGAAAACAAUGUCAAUUACUUAGUUUAUCAACUGAAUAAUUACCGAUAAUCGUUAACCUUUUUUUUCUCGCUUUCAACACGGGUAGAUGGACGAUGAUUACUGUGUCCAAUUUUUUUUGAGACACUUCAAAAUAAUUAUUUUUCGGGAAAUAAUACUGUUGUACAUAUACUCCUUUCAUAAAAGUGACAGUAUUAAAAGUGUCAAUUAUAAGGGCGAGUGACUGUUCACUAAGGGCGAGUAGGUAUUACUGGCUACUAGUCCUGCAGGGCGAGUGGUGUGAGAAAAUUUUUUACACCCCUGGGUUAUAAAACAUUGUGUUUUUUUUGGUUUUUUUGCUCUCGUACAUGCUGACAAUUAAUAAAAAGUGUCAAAUACGUAACAGCAGCGCUAACUGGCUGAACACAAUCGACUGUAGUGUAUCGGAUAAUUUGAUUCGCUUCACACUUCUCGGGAAAAUCUCGCAAGUACCUGCAGUAGGCGGAGCUUACAUUAUGCUACUGGUGUGUGUUUCAUGUAUUUCCACACUCUCAUUUGACACCGUGCAAAUUGUCAAUAGUCGGGAUAGCGUUGAUUAGCGCAACUUGGCGCAGACAUGCAAUUCGGCUCGAAAUCUUCCUUUGAAAUUUGUAAUACUGUUAACAUGUCGUACUGAUAUGACCACAUUUUAAAAUAAAUUCGUAUUGAUACGGCCACAUUUUAAAAUAAAUUUGUAUCCGACCCCUAACAAAUUCGUAAUUACGAAAAUACGGCCUUAUCUGGAGCUCUGUAUAUAUAUAUCAUGUAUUACAUGGUAAAUUUAGAGACAUUAAUGUUUAUGUCAAUGAAUAAAU
Mercenaria mercenaria is the source of this 4615-nucleotide messenger RNA. RefSeq lists its product as uncharacterized. The record is from RefSeq and is a predicted model, not a curated record. Lineage: Eukaryota; Metazoa; Mollusca; Bivalvia; Venerida; Veneridae. Bases 111 to 2249 code for a protein of 712 amino acids. The transcript is spliced from 2 exons.